AACUCAGACAGCGCCACAGCACACGAGACUCUCCUCAUUUCUCCGCCACGUGUCCCCUCACCCUCCUCCAUUUCAAAACUUGAAAUCCCACCACUUCACUCCUCACUCUUCUUCUUCCUCCUCCUUCAAUCUUCAUCCUCUCACAAACCCUAGCAGAGAUGAAGCCCUCAUCCCGCUACAGCUCCUACGACGCGCGCUCCUCCACCUCCUCCUCCGCCGAGUUCAAGCCCAACCACCCCACCUCCUCCUCACGCGCCCUCGUCAAAUCCAAGCCCUCGCCGGACCCCAACCUCACCACCAUGGUCAGAAAGUUCAUGGAGAAGCGCUCCUCCUCCUCCUCCUCAAAGCCCAAGCCGGUUACCGGGAUGGUGGUUCCGUCCGAUGUAAUCUCCGACGGCCUCAAAAAGACUGCCAAAAACGGCUCCAACUUCGCCUCGCUGCACCGCAAGCUGUUUGGGAAGGCCGCCGGAUCGGCGGACAAGAAGAAGGAGGUGAAGGCUUUGACCGAGGUCAAAGGGAACACGAGGACGUUGGCCAUGGUGUUGAGAAGUGAGAGAGAGCUUCUCAGUUUGAACAAGAAUCAAGAAUCGGAAAUCGCUGAGCUCAAAUUGAUGCUUCAAGACAAGAACAGAGAAGUGGACAAAUUGAAGGACUUGUGCUUGAAACAAAGGGAGGAGAUCAAAUCGUUGAAGAGCACGAUUUUGUUCCCGGAUGUUAUGAAUUCUGAGCUUCAAGAGCUGCUAGAGAAGCAAGGCUCAGAGCUGAAGCAAGCCAAACAAGUAAUCCCAAAUCUUCAAAGGCAGGUCACUUCUCUCACUGGCCAGCUCCAAUGCCUUGCAGUGGAUCUUGCUGAGAUGAAAGCAGACCAACAUUCAGUGAGGGCAUGUUUUCAAAGUGAUGACAGUAUUCCCAGAACUCCAACUUAUCAUUGCAAAGAGUCUUCAAACUCUCUGGAGAUCAGCUCUGGUGAUCCAACCAGUCCUGGUAGUCCAGACGACAUGUUCCUAAAGGACUUAAAUCCAUGCUUAACACCCUUCUGUGCUAAAUCAAAGUCCAAGGAAUUUGAUGAGAUGGGUUACUACUCUCCACAUGGACAGGAUGAAAGCUUAUCGAAUAACAACGUAGAGUUUGGAUUUAAUUAUUGUGCGAGGAAGUUGACCAGAAGUUCUGACUGUUGCCAGAGAUCUGAAACAGAAAGCAGAACAGCUCAUGCAAAUUGGAGAUCUGGUGAUGCGCAACGAACAUAUGGCAAUCGAACCCACCGUAAUUAUUUUUAGAUCAGUUGGUAUCUGUUUCUUCAUAUUAGUCACUGUUUUUCCCUUAUCACCAUAAUCACAAACACACGAUAUACUGAUAAAGUGCUGAAAGUCCAUCAUUUACAGCGGAAGAGUGUAUGGUUGAGGAGAUGAAGUUACUGGUUAGUGCUUCUACAUGGUGCACCUGAAAAACAUGAAUAAUAUUUGUUACUUACCUUGUU
This is a messenger RNA of Argentina anserina (silverweed cinquefoil), 1477 nucleotides long. RefSeq lists its product as uncharacterized. NCBI's taxonomy places the organism in Eukaryota, Viridiplantae, Streptophyta, Magnoliopsida, Rosales, Rosaceae. Bases 159 to 1277 code for a protein of 372 amino acids. The transcript is spliced from 5 exons. The record is from RefSeq and is a predicted model, not a curated record.